ACACUGUUGGUAAUUUGACGUUAGUGACACUUUAACGGUAUACGGUAUACGGUAUUUGUAUUUCAGAAUUCAGAAUAGGAGUUCUUUUUGGAAGGCGUUGAUUCUUGAUCUGCUAUUGCAUUAUUUGCAUUUACUUUUGUAUACUUUCCAGAAUGGGUGUUGAAGUACAAUCUAUUAAUCCCGGAGACGGUUCCACAUUUCCAAAAACUGGCCAGACUGUGAUAGUUCAUUAUACAGGAACAUUACAAAAUGGAACCAAGUUUGACUCUUCUCGUGAUCGUGGAACGCCAUUUAAAUUCCACAUCGGAAAAGGAGAAGUUAUUAAAGGCUGGGAUGAAGGUGUAGCCCAGAUGAGUGUCGGCCAGAGAGCUAAACUAGUUUGUUCCCCUGACUAUGCCUAUGGUUCAAGAGGUCAUCCAGGAAUUAUUCCACCAAAUUCCACUCUCAUUUUUGAUGUAGAGUUACUUGAAAUUCAAUAAACAGUUUCAAAGUUACACAAGUUACAAUUAUUUAAUUACAAUAAUUACAAAUACAUACUAAAGAGUUAUAACGUUAAGAUUCUAGCAGUUGAUAGAAUUUAUGUGUGCUGGCAUUAAUUUUGGAUAUGCAAUAAAAUAGUGUAAAAAUG
Molecule: messenger RNA, 628 nt
Organism: Sitophilus oryzae (rice weevil)
Lineage: Eukaryota; Metazoa; Arthropoda; Insecta; Coleoptera; Curculionidae
Gene: Fkbp12
Product: 12 kDa FK506-binding protein
Exons: 4
Coding region: 153-479 (108 amino acids)
Molecular function (GO): peptidyl-prolyl cis-trans isomerase activity
Source: RefSeq, a predicted model, not a curated record